AUGAAGUUCCUCAGUGUUAUUCUUGUCACCGCCCUGGCUGCUUUCAGCAGCGCCGCAGUCAUCGAGGAGCGCGCAUGCGCACCUGGGAGCGACACUAAUCGAAUCAUUUUAGCCGGCGUUCUCUGCGGUUCCAACACUCAGUGCUGUAACGGCAGCUGCCCUGGAAACGCUUACAGCAAGGUUCGCAAAUGCACUUAG
Molecule: messenger RNA, 198 nt
Organism: Penicillium waksmanii
Lineage: Eukaryota; Fungi; Ascomycota; Eurotiomycetes; Eurotiales; Aspergillaceae
Exons: 2
Coding region: 1-198 (65 amino acids)
Source: RefSeq, a predicted model, not a curated record